Molecule: messenger RNA, 2431 nt
Organism: Phyllotreta striolata
Lineage: Eukaryota; Metazoa; Arthropoda; Insecta; Coleoptera; Chrysomelidae
Source: the annotation of a GenBank genome assembly
UUGGUUUUCAAUUUCAAUAAGUUUGUAAUAUUCUAAUUCAACGAUAUUCAUUACUUUAUUUUACCGUUAUUUAAGUAACAAGUUUUCAUAAUAUUAUUAAAUGUCUGAGAAAGACUAUGCCCCUCUUAGUGCGGCGUGUGUUCGUGCUUUACAUGACAAGAUAUACGAGAAGAGGAAAACCGCAGCCCUAGAAAUCGAGAAAAUGGUGAAAGAGUUUGCAGCUGUAAACAAUACUGGACAGAUAAAAAGGCUACUGAAAGUGUUGGGGCAAGAUUUUGCUGUGUCACAAAACGCCCAUGCGAAGAAAGGUGGUUUAAUCGGGCUAGCUGCAAUAGCCAUUGCUCUUGGUAAAAAUACAGAAACUUAUACGGAUGAAUUGAUAAGGCCUAUUUUGAAUUGUAUGGUCGAUCAAGACUUGCGAGUGAGAUAUUACGCUUGCGAAUCACUGUAUAAUGUUGUAAAAGUCUCGAGAGGUGCUGUUUUAUGUCAUUUUCCAGCAAUAUUUAACUCCCUCAGCAAAAUUGCCACAGAUCCUGAUCACAACGUUAAAAAUGCAUCGGAACUACUGGACAGACUUUUAAAGGAGAUAGUGUUAGAAAACACAGAAUUUGAUUUAGACGGUUUCAUUCCGUUGCUUAGAGAACGAAUAUACACAAAAAACGCCUUUUCAAGACAAUUUAUCAUCUCUUGGAUAUCCGUCUUGAAUUCCGAACCAGAUUUAGAUUUAAUAAGGUAUUUACCGGAAAUUUUGGAUGGGUUAUUUAGAAUAUUGGAUGAUCCAAACUUGGAAGUUAAAAAAAUGUGCGAAACUAUAUUAGGUGAAUUUUUAAGAAAAAUAAAAGAGGACCCUUCAAAAGUUGAUUUUGCUGCUACCAUAAAUAUUUUAAUCAAUCACGCCCAGGAGAAAGGUGACGAUUUAGUGCAAUAUACAGCGUUAACUUGGAUAAAAGAAUUUGUACAAUUAUCCGGUCCUUCAAUGUUACCUUGUAUGUCAGCAAUAUUUACAGCAGUGUUACCAUGCUUAUCUUACGAUACAGAAGUCCAAAGAAAUAUCAAAGAAACUGCCACAGUCAUUAAUUAUAAUCUAAUGAAAUUGAUUGCUGUUAAAAGUGAUUUGAAAGACUCCAGUGAAAAUAUACCAACUGACUUGGAUUUACCUACAGUGGUAGAAGUGUUGAGCCAGUAUCUCUUACACAAUUCGAUACAAACUAAAGUUGCAGUUCUCAAAUGGAUACACGAUUUAUACAUCAAAUUGCCCACUAAAAUGGGGGAGUUUAUCGAUAUCCUUUUCCCUGCUCUUCUACAAACAACCCUGGUCGAUGAAUCGGAUCAAGUCGUGCAGCAGUGUUUGGUUGUUAUGGCUGAAGUUAUAUCAUCACCAGAGAACAACAAAGAAGGGGAUACUUAUUACCAAAAAUUUAUUAUUAAUUUGUUGACUUCGUUCAGGGAAAAUUAUAGGUUGUUGGAUGAACGUGGUUCAUUUAUUAUUAGACAGCUUUGUGUAUUACUUAACGCCGAAAAAAUAUACAGAACGUUAGCGGAAAUAUUAAAAAAAGAAAUCAAUUUAAAGUUUGCAAGUAUUAUGGUUGAGCAUUUAAAUAUGAUUCUUUUAACAUCUUCGGAGUUAUACGAUAUGAGAAAUAACUUGAAAGAUUUGUUAACAGAAGAAAGUAAAUCAUUAUUUAUCUGUUUAUAUGAAACCUGGUGUCAUAAUCCUGUAGCUACUGUUUCAUUAUGUUUGCUAACUCAAAGUUACAAUCAUGUUUGCGAUUUGAUACAGUUAUUUGGUAAUUUAGAAGUUACUGUUGAUUUUUUAAUAGAUAUUGACAAAUUAGUACAAUUGAUAGAAUCUCCCAUAUUCGCUUAUUUAAGACUCGAGUUGUUGGAAAUUCCAACUAAUAAAAAUUUAGUAAGAGCCUUAUAUGGUUUGUUGAUGCUUUUACCUCAAACAGAAGCAUUUACCACUCUCAGGACGAGAUUAAGUUGCAUACCAGGUCUCCACGUGCAUCACGAUGAUCAUAAAGUAGACAUUAAAGUAUCUAAGGACGACCAUAGAGUAGAUCACAAGAGAAAAUCAUUAGUGAAUACUAUCGAUUUUCCUGUAUUGUUGAAGCAUUACAUUGAAAUACAGGAAAAACACAAGGAAUAUAAACGGAUACAGCGUGCCAAUGAAAUAACUUUCUCAAACGCUCAAUCUGUAAAUAUGUAAAUUUCUCAAUAGGUUUAUAUUUCUUUUUGUACGCAUUCCAUUUAAAACAUGUCAUCUAUACAUAAGUUUGUUGUAUCAAAUGUACGAAGGUACAUCACCUUAAAAAAUGUUAAUAAAGAGGGUAUUUUAUUAUGUAUCUACCUAAAUUUGUAUUUAGAAUAAGUGUGUAUUUUUUUAGGUGAGAAUUGUAUGCAACAAUAAAUUAUAAUUAUAAGUUAUCUC